This is a messenger RNA of Prunus armeniaca (apricot), 219 nucleotides long. The record is from the annotation of a GenBank genome assembly. NCBI's taxonomy places the organism in Eukaryota, Viridiplantae, Streptophyta, Magnoliopsida, Rosales, Rosaceae.
AUGCAUGAACACAAAUGGUCCUUGCCAUUAGUCGAACCCACGCGGCAAAUCUACAAGCCUUCUGGUGAAUCUUCGCACGCCGCUGCCGCCGACCCCGUUCUCCGAGAUCUGCAGGCGACGCUUAUCGGCGGUGGUUGCGAGUUGGAUCGUCGUCGUGUGUUCACGAUUCUGUUAGCCGUCGUGCGUGGGUCAGAGUCCGGCGACGUCCGGUGGUCAUAG